AUGAGUGUUGCUGUUCUAAAGCCAGAAGAUUGUUUAAAGCUUCCUAAUACCAUGAAACACCUAAGAAAUUCUCGCCCUAACCCUAACCGGACGAACGGGAGGAAGCGUUCUACCAAAACCUCUUCUCCACCUAGUACCACUGUCGCCCCCCUGAAGGCUCCGGCCAUGAAUCUCGUGAUGGGUCAAGUCAAGAUACUCAAACGCGGUGAAGAUCUUAAAGAAUCUAAGCCGGAUAAGCCUAUGAAGCUCGAAAACGAAAACGUAGAUGUAGAUCUGCGUUCCACUAACUCUUUGGGUAGAGAUCCCGUGUCAGAUCCGACCCAGAUCCGACCCAGCGUGUCCGUAAAUGACAGCAAUAAGGUUCUUCCGUUCUCGUUCUAUGCCGGAUCGGCCUUUGUAACAUCGCCGCCUCCGAGUUCGGUCCCGUUGCCGGCGUUUUUCACAAAGAAGAUUGGUGUUGCUUUGAAAGAUGAUGUUGCUACGAGUGUCUUGAGGAGGAUGCUAAGGCUGGAGUUGUAG
Molecule: messenger RNA, 519 nt
Organism: Hibiscus syriacus
Lineage: Eukaryota; Viridiplantae; Streptophyta; Magnoliopsida; Malvales; Malvaceae
Exons: 1
Coding region: 1-519 (172 amino acids)
Source: RefSeq, a predicted model, not a curated record